CUUGAACAAAGUAAUCAACCAUUUUCAAGUAUACGUAAAAGAUGAUUAAGUGUUGAUGUUGUGUGAAGAAAACCACAAUGCGAAUUUAUAAAAUAUGUAUCAAGUUUCCAUAUUGCACUAGAAAGUCACAUUAGAAAAAAAAAGAAGAUAUUUACAUAAUUUUAGUUGAAUAAAACAUAAAAUAAUUGUUGUUAUAAACGAAAGAAAACUCUCAUUAUGUACUUUAAUAUUCGAUGAAUUUUUAUUGACUUGAUCAAUUUAAAUAAACAUAGUGACUAUGUCUACACUUAAGAUAUGUUAAAAAUCAUUAAAACUAUGAAUGAAAGAAAUACAAUUCUUUUCAAAUAUGGUAAAGUCAUAAGCAGUUUAGAAUGUCUAUUAAAGAUGUUAUAAAUAGUUGUAUCAUAAAAACUGAAGUGUGUGAAAUAAUAACUUUAAUAACUCCAAAACUAUACAUAACUAAAGUCAUGGAGGAAAUAGAAAUAAGCUUUAAAUCUUUAGUUUUUAAUUUGAACACUAUUUUUUUAUUCUUAUUUUGCGAAAUCACAUUAAAAGAUAUUUCUAUUUUUAACCUAAGCAAUUUUGCUGAUACAGCUACAUUUAGUAGUUCAUCAGGUAAAGUUGAACGUUCAUCAGUCCAAACUUGA
Adineta steineri is the source of this 647-nucleotide messenger RNA. The record is from the annotation of a GenBank genome assembly. Lineage: Eukaryota; Metazoa; Rotifera; Eurotatoria; Adinetida; Adinetidae.